GGUCCCAGGGGCGGGGCUAAAUGCGAAAGGGGGUCCACCUUGCAUUCUCAGCUCGCCGCCGCCGCCGCCGCCGCCACCUCCAGUGAACGGCGAGAGUCAUGUUGCCCAACACGGGGAAGCUGGCAGGAUGUACAGUUUUUAUCACAGGUGCAAGCCGUGGCAUUGGCAAAGCUAUUGCAUUGAAAGCAGCAAAGGAUGGAGCAAAUAUUGUCAUUGCUGCAAAGACCACACAGACACACCCCAAACUUCCAGGCACGAUCUAUACUGCUGCUGAAGAAAUUGAAGCAGCUGGAGGAAGGGCCUUGCCCUGUGUUGUUGAUGUGAGAGAUGAACAGCAAAUCAACAGUGCAGUAGAGAAAGCAGUUGAGAAGUUUGGAGGAAUUGACAUUUUGGUCAAUAAUGCCAGUGCUAUUAGCUUGACCAACACGUUGGAAACACCUACAAAGAGAGUGGAUUUGAUGAUGAGUGUGAACACCAGAGGCACCUACCUUACAUCUAAAGCCUGUAUUCCGUACUUGAAAAAGAGUAAAAUUGCUCACAUCCUCAAUCUCAGUCCGCCACUGAAUCUGAAUCCCAUGUGGUUCAAACAGCACUGUGCUUAUACCAUUGCUAAGUAUGGUAUGUCUAUGUGUGUUCUUGGGAUGGCAGAAGAAUUUAGAGGUGAAAUUGCAGUCAAUGCAUUAUGGCCUAAAACUGCCAUACACACCGCUGCCAUGGAUAUGCUAGGAGGAUCUGGGAUUGAAAGUCAGUGUAGAAAAGUGGAAAUCAUUGCGGAUGCUGCGUAUUCCAUUUUCAGAAAGCCAAAAAGUUUUACUGGCAACUUUAUCAUUGAUGAAAAUAUCUUGAAAGAAGAAGGAAUAAAAAAUUUCGACAUCUAUGCAGUUAAACCAGGACAGCCUUUGUUACCAGAUUUCUUCUUAGAUGAACACCCAGAUGUGGGCAUCAAGAAAAUAGAAUCACAUGGUCCUGUUCCAGAAAUCAAAGAAGAGAAGUCGCGGCCACAACCCAAACCACAACGUUCUGGACCUGUGGAGGAGACGUUCAGAAUCGUUAAGGACUCUCUCAGUGAUGAUGUUGUUAAAGCUACUCAAGCCAUCUAUCAAUUUGAACUCUCUGGUGAAGAUGGUGGCACAUGGUUUCUUGACCUGAAAAACAAGAGCGGGAAUGUUGGAUAUGGAGAGCCCUCUGAUCGAGCAGAUGUGGUCAUGAGUAUGUCUACUGAUGAUUUUGUAAAAAUGUUUUCAGGGAAACUAAAACCAACAAUGGCAUUUAUGUCAGGAAAAUUGAAGAUUAAAGGAAACAUGGCGCUAGCGAUCAAAUUGGAGAAACUAAUGAAUCAGAUGAAUUCCAGACUGUGAAAGAAAAGACAAAAAAAAGUCCAAGAGAUCGACAGUUAAGCCCCAGUGCUUGUUUUCUUCCCUCUUGUGUUAUAAGGCUACGCAUGUUUGUUCUGAAAAAAAUAGAAUUUCUGUAUCUAUAAGACUUGAAAUUGUAAUUAAAACAGCUAGCUAAUCAAACAUAAGCUUCAUGAGUGGAAUUCUAGGACAUUCUGUGUUUUGUAUUUCAAGGGUUUUGCCCUCUGAGCAACCACUGUCAUCUUUCAGGAAAAGUACAUAUUAUGAGCAACCAGUCAGGGUCAAGCACUAAAAUUAGGUCUUUUCAAAGCUUCUUCUCAUUUAAAGUGAAGUUGGUCUGUUUUAACAUUUUUAGCCUUUGAUUGUAUAUUAAUGGAAAUCUUAAUGGUGUUGGAUUUUUAUAUACUUAUUUUAAAGGAAAAAUAGGUGCUUUCUACAGACAUUAUGUAAUAAACUACUUAAUAAAUACUA
Lepus europaeus (European hare) is the source of this 1826-nucleotide messenger RNA. RefSeq names its product hydroxysteroid dehydrogenase like 2 (gene HSDL2). Lineage: Eukaryota; Metazoa; Chordata; Mammalia; Lagomorpha; Leporidae. The record is from RefSeq and is a predicted model, not a curated record. Bases 99 to 1358 code for a protein of 419 amino acids. Gene Ontology annotation, cellular component: mitochondrion. The transcript is spliced from 11 exons.